GUCAGAAGAAGAAAAUGCUGCAGAGGAAUACAGUAAAGAGAACCAAACAAGACCGUCGUUCUCUAUCUCCUCGCUCUUGUUCAGAGCGACCUAGAAGUAGAAGUUGUAUGUGUCAAAGAUCCAUGAGAAUGAGUGUGGUUUUCUACUUCAAGCGCCAAACAAAUAGGGUUGCUUUUGCGAGUGACGGUUCAAACCGGCAUGCCCCUUAACGAGAGAUGCGCAGAAGAAGGAUACUUGUGCCCCCUGUGUGAAGAAGUACAAAGUAGACACUCGGCUACUUCUGAUAGAUAUUUUUCCGAGCAGCAAGGCACGGAAGAUACAGUAAUACUAUACCAACAUCAGCAAAAAGAAAAUUAUACAACAUGAAGCCUAUCACGCCUCUGCUUCUCGUCGGAGCGGCAGAUUUUUACGUUUCCGCUGCGACGCCGCCCGGUGGUCCGAAACUCAAAUUGGCAGUGGAUGAAGACGAUUCUUUCGUGGCUGUUUACGAAAACUUCGUCUCUCCCGCCGAGGCCACUCACGUCGCGAAACUGGCAAAGAAGAUGGGUUUUCACCAUUCGUCCAAGGUCGAGGAACCAGCGCGGGUCACCUUCCUGCCCUUCGACGGGAAGCCCAUCAGCUACGAGACGCCCGAAGGGGACAUCGAUUUCGAUCCCAGCGACGUGCUCAGGACCGAAGAGGAUGUGCUGCUGUUGGAGAAGGUAACAAGGAAAGUUGGAGUCUAAGCUUCCUUUCGUCUGUUUUUGUUUUGUGUGAUUUUGAUAUCACUAUCGUGUGCCCCACUUCGUCUUUUUUUCCCACGCUUCAACAGCGCAGCUAGUUUUCAUUUUUAGAAAUAGCACGCCCCAACAAGUACUCCGUCCACGACGACACAACGCUAGGUCGCGAACAUGAGUGCGUCCGCCUUUACCAAGCACCUGGGCUUGAAGUGGAACAGCACUUCCGACGCGCAACCCCGCGUGAAAGUGUUCAAGCCGCUGACAAAACACGAGGACGCGCAUAUCAUUUGUAAAAGCGUCCCUACACGAGAGUCAAGAUGGGAAAUCUGCUAGACAAAUCAGCCAGCUUUGGUCGUUUGGCAUGACAAAUCUUUCCUCGUAGGGUGAUCCUGUUUCGGGAGUUCAGCAGCACCACAGAUCUAGCAUGUCAUGCUGAUUAUAGCAUCACAAAUUCCAAACACGACUAGAGAAUGCCUCUCAUGGCGCUCUGCAUGACAAAACUCUGGGGUGGGGACCUUUUUACUCAGGAUAGCGCACCUGGACAGCCACCUGCAGCCACAUGUCACCGGGACCACGCUGUUUGCGGUCGGGAAGGCGGACGAGGUCGAGGAUGUUUACAACUCCGAAGAGGAGAAUAAUAAAAGUCCUUCCGUUGCGGAGAAAACCAAGGCCGCGUUUCGGGCGACCGCGAACAAGAAAAAGUCGAAGUCCGCGGUCCCCACCCUGCUGUUCCCCUGCGUCGAGACGGAGGAUUUUGAGACCCGGGAGUGGAACUUUCGGCGCAAGGUGUGCGUAUCAAAUGUAAAAAUGUCUGGGUCUGGAAGAAUGCAAGAUUUGUGAUGCAGGUUUUCCGUGACCCAUGAGGUCUGGAAUGCGAGACCCAGCAUGACAGAUUCUGUGAGGUCUCUAUCAUGCCUUUCCUGCAUGAGAAACUCCCUCUCAACUUGGUCAAAAGCGGACAGCUUUUGGCACGCACGCAACACAGAUCUUUGCAUCAUUUAGAUUUAGCAUGACAAGUUCUAAUCUUCCAGACCCAGACAUUUUUGCAAUCCAUAGUGCGAGACGGCGUACCACACACUGAACGGGGCGCACACGAUAUCCAAGAAAAUAACGUUGUUAGUGUAACUUUCUUUGGCUGGCAGCAUCACAAAUUUGCUCUACAUGACAGGAGAGAAAACCUGUCAUGCGCGGCUUGUAAGGGGAAAUACACAUGAAAAAAGGACUUCAUGGCUGUCUAGCAUGACAGGCGUAACUAUGUUGCAUGUUCUGCAUUACAUACACAGUUUUUUUCUUGGAUACACGAAGCUGCUGCAGCGGCUGCAGUACGGGAUCAACCACGAGUCCGAGACGACCAGGAUGCAGUACCUGGAGGACCACCCGGAACUCAGCGUGUUCCAGUCCGUCUUUACCGAGGAGGAGGCGAGCGGGUUGCGCCGCUGGAACUGGCAGUGGACGGAAAGCGAGGAGAAAAACCUGAAGGAACACCUGAAACGCGACGGGCUACAGGUGGUGGUGCGGGAAAUGUGCAAACUGCAACUGUCCUCGUCGUCGGGGAGCGGAGCGGCGGACGAGGCGUAUCCGGGGUAUAAUUUUGUGCGUUGGAAAUAGUGAUGGGAAAAGCCCGUGUGGGUGUUCGUGUGGGGCUGUCUUCAUGUUUUCUCUUUUGACUCCGCUCUUGAACUAAGAGCGGAUUCUGUAUAAAUGAUACAGAGUCAGACCAGAAGUUAGACUUCGAGAAAUCGAUUCCUUCACUCAGGGCCUCGAAGGGGCUAGCCGUGCCGCUCGAGGCGGGCACCGCGGUGCAUUUCCUCUCGCAGCGGAUUCCGUCCACCAAGCGCGACCCGGUCGUGGAGCGGAUGGGCUGGCACGCGAUCUGCUCGCCGAAGAAAAACGGGUUCAUGCUGGCGGAGCUGAAGUUCGAGGCCCGUCCGGCGGUGCUGAAGGAGUGGAAAAAGAUCGAGCGGGUGUCGUCCGGAAAGAAGGAUGACAAGGGCGACGAAGGCGACCUGGACGACGAUGACGAGGUGUGGGAGUAAGUCCCAGAAUCGACCACGGAAGUUCGAAUUCAUUCUCGCUUGCGUUCGGAACAAAAAGGGCGCACGAAAUAUUUUUUCAAUUACGCGAACCAACUUUUUCUGGUACUUGUAUACCUCCUCAUUCUAAUAUGCCCGCGGUCAGGAUGUUUCCAGUUUUUAUUGAUAGAGUUGCAACUUUCAACAUAGCACCGCAGCAUAGCUUUUUUUUUGUCUGUGGAUUUGUUUUUGCAGACUUUGUGGAAGGAUGGAGCAGGGUGAGUAUAGAUACUACACGUCAUGAAAUGCCAUACAUAGAUGAAGGAUGCAAAUGAACAAGCCGAAAAAACUUUGUAAGAUUUGGAUUCAAAAUGUACGCUACAUUUUUAGGUUUCGCUCAGCAUACAGAUCGAUGAAACAAAG
Amoebophrya sp. A120 is the source of this 3154-nucleotide messenger RNA. Lineage: Eukaryota; Dinophyceae; Syndiniales; Amoebophryaceae. The record is from the annotation of a GenBank genome assembly.